UCUUGUCACUCCAUUAAUCCUAACAUUGGAAAGCAACUGGUCUAAAUGUAUCCAAAUAAGACGUGAUCCACAGGCUUACUGCCUUAUUGUGCUGUCAAUCUAGAAUGGGGCGGUAGCUGCCAGCCUACCGGACCGUGAGAGGCGGUAAAGCGCGCGUCCGACACCGGAGGAGAAGUUGAUCGGCGGAGCCUUUUAUCCUCUUCCUGGCCACCUGAAAGCUUGCUUUGGAGAAUUGCUCACCUCACACGUUGACAUUAAAGCCAUUAGUCUGUUAGAAAAGAUAUCCGUGGAAUAAUGCCGGACACUAAAAAAUACUUCGAGAACCUCACUGGAACAGGGAAAUGCAUUGGCGUCCUUACAAGCGGUGGAGAUGCUCAAGGCAUGAAUGCUGCUGUAAGGGCAGUGGUCAGAAUGGGGAUCUAUGUGGGAGCCAAAGUUUAUUUCAUUCAUGAGGGUUACCAAGGAAUGGUGGAUGGAGGUGACAACAUCAAAGAGGCAUCGUGGGAAAGUGUUUCCAGCAUGUUACAAGUGGGUGGUACUGUGAUUGGCAGUGCACGAUGUAACGAUUUUCGCUCCCAUGAGGGCCGUUUGCACGCAGCUUUAAACCUGGUGCAGCGUGGCAUCACUAACUUGUGUGUGAUUGGUGGAGAUGGCAGUUUGACCGGGGCUAAUCUCUUUAGGGAGGAGUGGAGCGGUCUAUUGGAUGAGCUUGUCCAAUCAGGUCAAAUCAGUGAAGAGGCAGCCCAGACUCAUUCUGCACUGCAUAUUGUUGGGAUGGUGGGUUCUAUAGAUAAUGAUUUUUGUGGGACAGAUAUGACCAUUGGCACUGACUCAGCACUGCACAGGAUCAUAGAGGUGGUGGAUGCAAUAAUGACCACUGCACAAAGCCAUCAGAGGACGUUUGUGCUGGAGGUCAUGGGGAGACACUGUGGGUAUCUAGCUUUAGUCAGCGCGCUUGCGUGUGGGGCUGACUGGGUGCUGAUUCCAGAAAAGCCUCCCAAAGAUGGCUGGGAGGAACAGAUGUGUCAUAAAUUAUCAGAGAGUCGUUUGCGUGGUUCUCGUCUUAAUAUAAUCAUAGUGGCCGAGAGAGCUACAGACAGACAUGGAAACCCCAUCAGCUCUUAUGCAGUGAAGGAUAACCGUGCUGAUAAGAAACGGCUUAACAUCAUCAUAGUAGCUGAAGGUGCUAUAGACCAAAACAACAAACCCAUAACCACAGACUAUAUAAAGGAUCUGGUAGUGGGAUGUUUGGGGUUUGACACACGAGUAACCAUUCUGGGUCACGUCCAAAGGGGAGGAACGCCCUCUGCCUUCGACAGGAUUUUGGCGAGUCGUAUGGGCGUGGAAGCCGUGCUGGCUCUGUUAGAAGCAUCUCCUGGUACUCCGGCAUGCGUGGUGUCUCUAUGUGGUAACCAGGCAGUCAGAGUGCCUCUGAUGGAGUGUGUUCAGAUGACCCAGGAGGUACAGAAGGCCAUGGACGAAAAGAGGUUUGAAGAAGCAGUAAAGCUGCGUGGCAGAAGUUUUGAAAACAACCUGAACACCUACAAACUCUUGUCUCAUCACAAAACUGAUGCUGAACUUCCACAUAGUUCGUUUAAUGUGGCUGUUUUGAAUGUUGGAGCUCCUGCAGCCGGCAUGAAUGCGGCUGUGCGUUCGGCUGUCAGGGUAGGGAUCACAGAGGGCCACACCAUGUUUGCUGUUAAUGAUGGAUUUGAGGGCUUCUACAAGGGGCAGAUAAAAGAAAUCAAAUGGGGUGAUGUUGGGGGCUGGACAGGCCAGGGUGGGUCCCUGCUAGGAACAAAAAGAACUCUUCCAGCAAAACAUGUUGAUAACAUCGCAGAACAAAUGAGGAUUCACAACAUCAAUGCUUUACUGGUUAUUGGAGGAUUUGAGGCAUAUCUGGGGCUGAUGGAGCUGCAAGCAGCUCGUUCCAAACAUGCAGAGCUUUGUGUUCCCAUGGUGAUGGUCCCGGCCACUGUGUCCAACAAUAUUCCUGGUUCAGACCUGAGUAUUGGGGCAGACACUGCUCUCAAUGCCAUCACGGACACGUGUGAUCGUAUAAAACAGUCCGCCAGUGGUACGAAGCGUCGCGUGUUCAUUAUUGAGACCAUGGGCGGGUACUGUGGUUACCUGGCCACUGUUGGGGGGCUGGCGGCCGGAGCUGAUGCAGCAUAUAUCUACGAAGAGCCGUUUGACAUCCGAGACCUACAGUCUAACGUGGAACAUUUAACUGAGAAGAUGAAGACCAGCAUCCAAAGAGGAUUAGUGCUCAGGAAUGAGAACAGCAGUGAGAACUACACCACUGACUUUAUCUACCAGCUGUACAAUGAAGAAGGCAAAGGAGUGUUUGACUGCAGAAAGAAUGUCCUGGGACACAUGCAGCAGGGUGGCGCUCCAUCCCCGUUUGAUAGGAAUUUUGGCACCAAGAUUGCAGCUAAAGCCGUGCAGUGGAUCUCCAAGAAGCUCAAAGAGUUUUAUCGAGAAGGCCGUGUGUUUGCAAACACUGAGGAUUCUGCGUGUUUGUUGGGGAUGCGACGCAGGGCUCUGGUCUUUCAGCCAGUGACACAACUCAAGGAUGACACAGAUUUUGUUCACAGGAUCCCCAAGGAACAGUGGUGGCUCAAACUGCGUCCACUUAUGAAGAUUCUGGCAAAGUACAAGACCAGCUACGACGUGUCCGAUUCAGGCCAGCUAGAACACAUUGUCCGUCUGAGAGCUAAAGACAACUCAGCUAUUUAAAGUCAGCUGUGUAAAACCAUGUACUCUUGCAAGUAUAGAUUAAUUUUUUAAGGUGAGGACCUGUGCUAGCAUUCCACAGCAAAUCUACAGAAAUCAGGCUUGACCUUAACACAUAAUCAUAUAUAUAAUCAAUUCACAUUAAACUGUGACCGUAGACAAAGCCAAGAGAUUCAUCCUUAAAUGUUAGAACAGUGUAUUGUGACAAUGUCAGCUGACAAUCCAUAUGCUCAAGCGGUUAGCUAGUCAUCGCUGUUUAAUCAGGCCAGUGUUAGAGUCUGUGAAUAUUCAAGAUAAAUUAAAAGUCAUUUACAGCUUAUUUUAAAUGGAUUUGGAAAUCUGAAGAAAUAGUCCUGCUCUGCUGGCUUUCAGUGAUGUUAUUCCACAGUUAGACCUCUGAAAUAGAGUAUGAAUCCCAAGCUGCUGUCCUGUGUUGUCUGUGCUGUUUAGUGCAGGCAAUUUGUACCAAA
Molecule: messenger RNA, 3206 nt
Organism: Myxocyprinus asiaticus (Chinese sucker)
Lineage: Eukaryota; Metazoa; Chordata; Actinopteri; Cypriniformes; Catostomidae
Product: ATP-dependent 6-phosphofructokinase, platelet type-like
Exons: 23
Coding region: 295-2739 (814 amino acids)
Biological process (GO): fructose 1,6-bisphosphate metabolic process; canonical glycolysis; fructose 6-phosphate metabolic process
Cellular component (GO): membrane; 6-phosphofructokinase complex; cytoplasm
Molecular function (GO): monosaccharide binding; identical protein binding; fructose-6-phosphate binding
Source: RefSeq, a predicted model, not a curated record